CGGCUCUUCAUCACCUGAACGUCGCGAGGCCGCGGGCUCUGCACGGGACGAGGCGUCACCACGCCAAUCUAGACACAAUGCAACUCCACCACACCCUUGUUUGUCUAUAAAGAGGGUCAAGAAGAAGGUUCCAGCCUCUUUUGUGCUCUGAGCAAGAGAGAGGCUAUGUCUGAAGAGGAGGAACACAACAUUAAAGCUGAGGAUGGGCUUGCCAAAGUACUUACAGACUUAGGUCUUAAUACAACUUUUUGGAUUCCAAAACUACGAGAUAUGUUGGCUAUCACCAAUGUACAAGCCUUGCAAAAUUUUGGCCCUGAGAAAUUUGAAAUCAUAAAACCACAUUGCCGGCAUUCAUGGGAGAUAACGGCAUUGUGUAAGUUAGCGGAAAUGUCGGGCAAUGAAGUUGUUUUAAAACAAUCACAAGAAUCUGAGUCAAUUGGAAAUGAACAGAAGCAAGAUGCAUCAACAAAGCAGCAUCCAGAACAAAUCCAUCAAAAAAGAUUAAUUCACAGUGGUGAGGCCAACAUAGAGUCGGAGACAGAGCAGCAAAUGGAAUUGAAAGGAGCAAAAGAAACCCCAUUGUGGGAUGGCAGCCAUUCAAAUGAUAUGGCAAACACUUCUCUAAAGCAGUUCGAUUUAGCAGACAUUUCAAAUUUACGUGGGACUAUUUCACAUCUAAGUCUUUUACAAAAUGCAUCUAAAGGACUUGCUUUGGAGGGGGUAUAUCUAACUGGUCAAAUAAAGGAUAUGUUAAAGAAAAGAGACAAACUCUUAAACAUCCCAAUGUCGUUUUAUCUUGCUGGCCCAGUACAUCAGCCAAUGAUAAAGAAACAAGAGUUUUCAUCAUCUGAAGAGGAAAAAAUAUUUGAGACAGCAGUGGAAAUAAUGGGAUUCAAUACCAUAACGACAGAAGAAGGUUUCCCACAGACUUUGAUUAAACAAAUCACCUCGCAGCACAACAAGGCAUUACACACCGAUGAAAAGCAAGAAAAAAAUCCCACGGAUACCUGCAUUCAUAGCACCAAAUACCUGUACCUACCACUUGCCUCAGGAAAUCUUGACUUUAAUCAACUAAAGCUCUCUGAUGAGGCGUUGGAGGAAUUACAAAGCAUUGAAAAAACUUUAAAAAACGUCAACGAGUCUUUUAAGACACGCGUGCUAAGCAGCAGGUUAGGAAGUUUUUUUGAAAACUUUGGCUCUCAUGCCCAUACAGGCACUGUCCACUUUGGUGGGAUAUUUAAGUGGAAAGCAUCAGCAGAGGGCAUCAGCUCCGAUGAGGAAAAGGAAGAAAGAAUUAUGCUAUCAGAGGCAGUGGAAAUGUAUUCCACUUCAGCCUACAACAGCAGUGGCAGUGCAGGUGGUGUGAGCAUGAUGGCAUCCGAAUUUACAACGGAAUUUUCUGAAAAAUACAAUUCUACACUUCUUAGUAAGGUGACAUUUUCCGUAGGCACAAUAGGUGGAUCACCUGGCAUUUGUUCUCUUCAACAAUGGAGAACUGGCAUUGUAUCCAACACCAAGACAUGGUCUGUCAUUGAUCUAGGCACAUCAUUGGUUCCAGUGUGGGACAUUGUCAAGUUUAACCACAAGGAUGAUUUUCAAAAUACUUUGAUAGCUAGCAGGCUCAAGGAGGCAUACACACUUUUGACAAACCAAAAUCUAAAUUUUUGUCUUGAGGAUAUAUUUGUCUCUGCUAAUGCUAAAGCCAGGUCAGUGAUGCAAGAUAUUAAACAUUGGCAAGAAUCCGACAUGGAAAAUAAUUUAGAAAAGAUACUUCAUUUGAAACAGACGUUAUAUGAUGAAACGAAAAGCAAUUUUACUUGGAUAAACACCUGUUUGUCUCACCCAGCCCUCCAAUCAUUUUUUUCAAAUCUUGUUACAGCACCUGCCAAAACGGUGAAAAUCACAAAGCUUAUGCGGUCUAUUAUGGAGCCAAACAGCUGUGAAGUUGACAGCUUUCCACAAUUCGCCUCCGUUAUGCAGUGGCUUAAUGAGUAUGAAGGAGUCCCUACUCAAUUAUCUGACUUCAAAUAUCUCGUGAACAUCUUAACAAACGCAAAAGAAGAUUUAAAAGUUGACUUUUCACCAACUUAUUCAAAAAUACUUGAAAAAAGAAACAAAGAAAUCACACAUGCAUUUAAUUCAUUCUGUCAAUCACUGAGAACAUCAAAACUCAUCGAACAAGAGCUACUCAUCAUUUCAGUCACUUCUGCUGUUGGCUACUGUGUAAAAGAAAAACGAUUUCAGCAUCCCCUGAAUUACGACAACAUUGAUCAUCUUCAACGUGCACUAGAGUCAGCUUACGGAGAGUACACAAGACUGAUGCAACAAGACAAAUCCAGAGCUCAGGCAUACGUUUUACGGACAGGUUUGUCUAAUGCACGGACUCCUGCCGAAAAGCGAAAACAAUUAGAUUUAAUGAGAUCCCAGGUCGAAACAAUAAUUUGUGCUAAAGUUUCCCAUGUGAUAAAAUGCAGUGAAAUAAGGCCAACUGACUGGAAUAAAAUUUAUAUGAUGCUGGAAUCCAUUAUCGCUGGAACUUUCAAAGACCAAACAUGUAGUUCAAAGAAAGAAUGUACGAUACAAAAUGCAGGAAUUUUUUCCAAGGGGGAGGGGAAAGAGGACACUUAUUCAAGGCAAGAAGAAUUACAAAAUAAACCAUCUAUUCAACCACGAAAAAAUGAUGAAGAGUUAAUCAAUCUGCUUGAAAGACUCGCACUGAUCAAAUACUACCCUAAGAAAUUACACACAAGUGAUGUAUGUGUUAUCAACAGGUCUCCAAUUCAAACUAACCCAGAUCCAUGCAGAGAACAAGAACUUGCUCUUUCUUAUCUGCAAAAACUGAUAAUGAUUGACUAUCGAGCAAGAUGUGUUAGUUUUCAGUGUGAAAAUCUAAACACAGACAAUUUAAUCAACUUAUCGCAAUCCACGUAUACAAAUAAAAGCCCUAAUAGUGAUAACUUCUUUUCUGAUGAUAAUGAUGAUGACGUAAUAAAUAACAGCGAUGGGCCUAGGACAAACACUGAAACCCACAUUCACCCUAUGGACUUACAAAUGGCAAUAUUCCAUUGUGGAGACAAUUUUGUAAGGCAGUAUAUUUACACCAAACUGUCAUUCAUCCAGUUCGCACUUCCGCUUUUAGUUCCAAAUCCUUGUCGUUCAGAAAUAGAAUUCCCUAUAUGGUCAUUCAGACAGAUUAAAAAAAGCUGGAAAUACCAUGAUGCAUCUACCAAAAAAUGGCAAUCUAAAAACUGUGCAAUCAUUGAUGCGAAUACUGCACUCGUGUCCUUCAUAAGAUUUGGUGAAUCACCUGCAUCGAAAUCUCAGAUGCUGAACUCUCUGCUCGGCAAGCAAAAGCAUGGCGUUUUCUUUCAUAGGCACUGCCGAGGCAGCAGCAGGAAUGGUCAACUAAUGAAAGGAGUUGCAGAGAUCGCCUGGUAUCUUCCAGGUGGGAAGGACGAUGAUGUAUUUAAAGAUUGCAUAGCAUUCACUAAUCUCCACGGAGAUGCAAGAGAACACAAAACACAGGUGAAAUUUUUACAUGAGAUGUCGUCUAUAAAUGUGAUAUUACUGUCAGAUGGUGAUCGCAAUGAAGAAGGCAAACGUAUGUUAGACGAAUGUUUGAGUUCUCCAAAGCCGCUAAUUUGCCUCUGUGUUGACAAAAUGAGAGUUUCCAGUGGAGUAUCUGGAACAAACGCGAAAAUUGCUGUCCAGAAUCGAAAUGAGGCUGAGUUCAUUGAUGAAUUGACGUCAACACUCAAUUAUUUUUUAGACAAUUCAAAAAGAAAAAUUUACAUCGAAGAUUUUUCAGCUAUUGCAAGACAGUAUGGCUUCAUUGUUGAUGAAGAUGAUAAACAAUGUAAAGAGGGAAAGGAUUUGGCGAAAGAUUUGCUGAGUCUUAUAAGUGACAAGCCGCUGUGUUCCAUAAAAGAGACAUUUUUACCUCUUCAAGGGAAAUUGUGGCAGUCGUGGUGCAAAAAAGACAAAGAAUUGACUCGCAUGAAUGUGAAGGGGGGCGAAAGUGUUGAGGAAUACAAAAGUAAAAUUUCAAUGGAAAAAAAACACAUUAGGAAAGCACAGCUUGAAAAAGCAUUUCCUCUUAACGAAUUUAUGAGAUCAUUGAUUGAAAUUUUGAACAAGAAGGCAGACACAGUAAAAACAUACUUCCUGCAUUGGCUACGCAUAUACUUAGAUAAUUUGUCUGCAGAUCGCUUAUCACAACUUCAUCUCACUUAUCAUCAGGCCUGGACGGCAAUAAUAGAGUUGAAAAAACAAGGUUCUAACGCGAGUACCAUUGCUAAAAAACAAUCAGAGUUGGAUAAAAUAUCAGAAGAACUUGAUGCCUCUUCCUUUGGAAUUGAUCACGUUUUUCGGGAAGUUGGUCAGAUCUACGAAGCUUCACAGACACCGCCAUCAAGUGGCGAACUCCCGGCUACUUUGCCCAAGAUUGCAGCAGAAAUGAUGAUCUCUGGAUUUCCUCUUGAACUCAUGGAUGGUGAUGCUGCACAUGUCCCUCUCAUUUGGAUUAGCUCAAUCUUGGACAGAAUCAUUGAUACAAUUGGGAACGUGAAGCUGUUUGUUAUCUCAAUACUGGGAAUACAGAGCAGUGGGAAGUCCACGCUACUCAAUGCCAUGUUUGGUCUCCAGUUUCCUGUUGGCAGUGGGAGAUGCACCCGAGGAGCCUACAUGCAGUUAGUGAAGGUGGAUGCAAAGUUCAGUAAACAACUGGGAUAUGACUUCGUGCUGAUAGUCGACACAGAAGGACUGCGUUCUGUAGAGCUGUCAAAUGCAACACGUAGUCAUGACAAUGAGCUGGCAACGUUUGUGAUUGGGCUAGGAAACAUGACCGUGAUCAACAUUUUUGGAGAGAACCCUUCUGAAAUGCAAGACAUUCUACAAAUUGCUGUGCAGGCGUUUUUGAGAAUGAGGCAGGUGAAACUAUCACCGAGCUGUGUGUUUGUCCAUCAAAACGUAGGAGAUGUGACUUCUCACGAUAAGAACAUGGAGGGAAGGAGACGCUUUCAGGAGAAACUCGAUGAGAUGACCCGCAUGGCUGCAGACCAGGAGCAGUGCACUGUUGCAUCAUUUGACGCUGUGAUCAGGUUUGACGUUAACUCUCAGAUCCGUUACUUUGCUCAUCUUUGGGAGGGAGACCCUCCGAUGGCUCCGCCAAAUCCAAGCUACUGCCAAAAUAUUAAAGACCUUAAAGAAAUGUUACUUAGAAAUGCGAAAAAAGAAAAAACAGUCAAUGUCUUGAAGAUAUCAGAAUUCAAAGCACGCAUUAAGGAUCUAUGGACGGCUUUGCUAGCAGAAAACUUCGUUUUUAGCUUUAAGAACACAAUCGAAAUCGCAGCUUAUACCAAAUUGGAAGAAAUGUAUGGAAAAUGGACUUGGGAACUCAGGAGUUAUGUUCUUCAGCAGGAAAACAAACUUUAUAACAGCAUUGAUAACAAUACAGAUGCAAUGACACGAUCACAGAUUGAACGAAAAAUUGCGUCAAACUAUCAGGAUAUUAAGAAUAAAAUGGAAGAACAUUUCAAUAGCGCAGAUGAUGCAGAACUGUUGGUUCAAUGGAAAGUUAAAUUCGAAAAAGGAUUUGAAACAGUGAAAGAAGAGCUAGUGUCUGAUGCCUUCAAAAACUACUCUGCCCUGAUGGCUCAAAAAGACAAAAAACGAAGUAUCGAUCUACAGAGAUCAAGUUAUGAAGAUCAUCUUAUUAGAAAGAGCAAGGAUUUGGCUUCAAAAUUGAGAGACACAAAUGUAAAUGAAGCACAAUGGGACAGGGCUUUUGAUAAAAUCUGGAAGGAUUGGAUUAAAGAGAUUAAAUACGGUAUGACCAGCCCUGCAACACUUGAUGUAGAAAAACUAAUUGUAAACCUUCUUUACGACGUGUAUGGGAGUCAAAGUCAACACUUAAAUACAGUGAUAUUGAAAAACCAUAAAGGGACAGAAUUUGACGUUAAUCAAAAUGAACACAUUAUGAUGAACGUGAAAUGGCUUGGAACUUGGAGUCACCGUUUCAAAGAUGAGGAUACUGAGUCACUAAAAAAAUUGAUUUCUGACAUAAAAUUCAAUGUCAAAAGCUGCAUUUUGACCCAGGAGAAACAUAAAACGAAUUACAAACCAUCCUACAUAUAUGAAAUUCUAAAGGUAAUUAAUACAGACGUAGAGAGAUUUUCAAAAUCCAAUCAAAGAUUUAAGCUCAAAGAUAAGUUCAAAAUUGAUUUAUCUGUCCACAUAUUGGCAGAGGUUACGGGGCGAUUUCAGGAAAUGCAUGAGAAUUUCCAGAGGGAAAACGACCCAUUAGUAUACUUCAGCAGGAAGAAAGACGAAUACUUCAACAGCUUCAAAAUCCGCUGCCAAGGCUCAACGUCCACAACAAUUUUUGUGGAUUUUUUGUGUAACAAACUGAAAACAUCCAUUCAACAGGCAGUUUAUGAUAAAGUUUGCAUUGACAUUGCAGGCAGGAUGAAGUCCACAUUUCCGGCAUUCAACGGAAAUCGAUCAAAAUUAGAAAACUACAUUCUCAUAGAUUUAGCGAAGAUGAAAGAUUUUAAAGCAUUUGAUAAAUAUAUUCACCAUCCAAAAGAACACUUUCAGAAAUACAUUACAGAAUGUGUCGAAGAGUAUUGCAAUGAAAAUGAUAAUGAAAUAAUUCACGAGAUGUUAAAGUCAAGUCUUGGAGAUUCCACAGCUGCAAUUACUCGUGCAAUUAACAAAGCAACUGAAAUUGUACAAGACAACGAGUAUGAUGCAUCUUCAUGGCUGGAUACAUUUUGCACACAGCUUGAUGACGUCAUCAAGCUCCCAAGACACACUUUGGACCAAAGCGACUGCAGCGAAAUAACGGAUAUUGAAUUUCUUAAAGAACAAUUAACAGACGGACUGAAAACCGUGGCUCUAAGAUUAAACGAACAAUUUUCUUAUGCAUGCUUAAAUGAUUUAGAAGACGUUCAGAACAAACCUCACGAAAUACUAUUUCGGCAGCUAUGUGGGUGCUGGGUGCAGUGCCCAUUCUGUAAAGCCAUCUGCACAAACACGAUGUCCAAUCAUGACGGAGACCACAGUGUUUCCAUUCACCGCCCACAGGCAGUGAGUGGAACACAUUGGCAUGAAACUGAUAACUUUGUCACUGACAUCUGCACUAGUUUAGUUGCAAGUAACUGCAGCUUAGUGCUUCCAGACAGAGAAAUACCAUAUAAGGAUUAUCGUACAGCCGGGCCAGAAUAUGUUUGUUGGAGCAUAACACCAGACUUAACCACACAGCCAUAUUGGAAAUGGUUUGUCUGCAAGUUCAAGUCAGACUUAGAAAAGCGCUAUAACCUAAAAUUUUCAGCCCUGGGAAAAGUCCCAUCAGAUUGGGACUCUAUUAAAGAAGAUGAUAUUAUUAAGGAUUUAGAGAAUCUGUAGGUUGAUUAAUGAAACUACAAUUGAGCACCCUAUGUCACAGAUUAACUUAUGAAUAUGUGGCUUUGUUUCAAACUCUACAGUCUUUCAUUUUAAAUAUUUUUAAUAACAACGAACACAAUUCAUCAUCAAACAGCAAUAUCUCUAAAAUGGCAUGACAUUUAACGAUCGUUACAUGCAUGCAUAUGUACAUACACUUAACUUGAGGCAUUGUGGGUGUUAUAAUAAUCUGAUCACACUAUGUAACGCAGUUUUUGUUCCUGUGUAGUAAGUGUUAUUUUCUAAUUGUUUAUGGCUCAAAAGUACAGAAAAUGGCUAUUAUUCCCCACAAUAUUGACAUUGAUAUUUUGAAAUUUACUUAUUUUCAAUGAGAAAACGGGAAAAUUUGCCUUUUCGUUCACAUAAAGUCAGAAAGAAACAACUUAUGAAUCAAAAUUUACAUGUAUGUAUACUAAAGUAAUAAAAAAUGACUACAAAGAUUUGGAAGUGAGUAGUUUUCGAGAUUAUACUGUAAAUCACUUUCAAGAAUCAGCCCCCAAAUGGUUCCCAUCAUGUCUCCCCCAUCAUGUUCUUGUUAUACUGUCUUUGGUAGGAGCGUUCAAUGUACAAAAUAUCCUUGUGAAAGCGCUUGCCUUCUCCCCUGAGUAUGCUCCCAUGUUCUCCUUCAAUUUAUCAAGAUGAGCAUCAAGGAUAUGGAUUUUGAGGGACAUCCUACAGCCCAUUGUGUUGUGGUUCUUCACCAGAGUUUCAACCAGCUCCACAUAGUUUUCGACCUUGUGAUUGCUCAGGUAUCCACGAAUCACUGCGGCAAAGCUGUUCCAAGCCGCUUGCUCCUUACUUCUUGGGGAAUUCAUUGCACUCGUUUUAUUUUUUUAAACAAAUUUCAUAACAUAAAAUCUUGAGCAACAAUUAUCCAUCUUACUCUGCAGAGUUUUUUUGCAUUGCUCGCAGGUGCAAUGAGGUGUGCUGGGUUUGUCUUGAUCCCCGACAGGCAUGCCAAAAUAUGCCUUGUAGACCUCACACAUCUUUGUAGAUGCUUCCACAGAGCACAUUUUCGCUCUUGUCUUUAUAAAUUGUCCGCAGACAUAACAAAAAUCCGUCUGUUGGACGCUUGCAGCCUCUUGAUGCAUCUCAGAAAAAUGCAGAUAUGUAUCCACUUAGGCAGCUGGAACUAAACUGAACUGAUAGGCUUACAGCCCCUGUAUUUAUACUAUUUAUAUUAAUGGAAAGUUCUAGAAUUUUCUAGAAGUUACUCCAAGUUUACUCAGUACUGUAUCUAUCUGGAAUGUUCUGGAAAAUAGGUAAAUUUCAAAAUAUCAAUGUCCUGGUCAAAAAAGCUAAGUUUUUGGAGAAUAAUAGCCAUGUUCUGUACUUUGAGGCAUAAACAAUUAGGAAAUACCAUUUACUGCCCAGGAACAAAAAAAUUAUUAUAGUGUUAUCUCCCAAUUACGUGAAAUUUUUCGCGCAAAAUUAAUAUAUGCAUGUUUUCAAGUAAUCCAUAAAGAAAUAUCUACAAUCAUUUCCAAUGUGUUUAUUCCUCUAUACUCUUGUUUUGUUUAAACGUGCAUUUUGUUUGUGAUACACUUCAGCUAAAUACGUGCUUAAUAUUAAAUUGUGUUUCUACUUUACCAUUUUUUAUUGAAAUCUAAAAUCAAUAUUGCAUGUUUUAAUGGUAAGUUUGUGCUUCAAGUUCCCACAAAUACUCACCAGCCUUGCGAUAUUCUUCUUCAUGUUGGUGUCUGACCCCUAUUUCAUGAGGCAGAGCCUUCUCCCAUGGGUACUCUCUUCUAGAGCUUUAAUCAGCUGCCCAUCCCCUCUAAUGAAUGCCCAAGACUGGUAUUUUGCCUCUCACGAUUGUUCCUUUCAGACUUUUAUGUUCAUCCAAAAUUGCUUCAGUAUGAGCAUAAUAAUAUAUUUCCAUGGGAUAGCAUAUGGCCAUUGGAAGUCAAAUGCAAAGCUGAAAGUUCCAAUAUUAUCAAGUAUUCCGUUCUCAGCAUGGAUAUCUGCCAAAUAUAACAUUUAAGAAAAUGUUGAAACAUCUUUACCGGUAACUUCAUCUUUUCUGCUUAUUUCCUCUGCUGAAUGCCAUUUUGCCAUUAAAAUAAUAUCACCAUAACGCACAAUUAAUUAGUUUUCUUUCCAAUUAUACGUUCAGACCCACCAAUAACACAUAUCUGAGUAAAUACAACACAAUUGCAGCAAGCCUCGGGGUACUGUAAAUCCAUAAUGUGAACAAAUGCUUCCAAUGACUGGAAUGGCACCACAUGGGACACGCAAAUUAGCUGGGUUUACAAGGCUCAUAGAAUUUACUAAAUUAAACAACAUUGUACUGAUCAACACCAUUCACCCCCACAAACCAUCAAGAAGAUCAACGUAGCACUCAUGUUGUGGUGCAUUUCACUACUGUACUGACGAUACACGAAUGUCAAACCAUUUUCAGUCAACUAAGAAGAGUGGAUAUUUAUCUGGGCAGACAUUGGAAGUGACGGUUGCUUAAUAAUGAUGAUGGUCAAAAUCAAACUGAGAAAGAAUUUCAGGGAAAAGAGCACGAAGGCGAAAUAUGACUUGGACAAGCUCCAGAGCCGACAGAUGAAGGCAGAAAAUUAAGCAAUGAUUUGAAUAAGGUUUGCAGCAUGACUAAUGUUAGCGCUACAUUAAGUUACGGAUGAUGCCAUGUAAUAUUUCAAUAAAGGGCCAAAAUAUGUUAUUAACAAGGCUCGGGAGUUAAAACAGGCCUGCGUGACUAAGGGGGGCAAGUGCCGAAGUGAUUAGUCAUGGAAUUUGAAAUCCAAGAGACCUGUUGGAGAAGACGAAAGAAUGAUAAAGCACACACUAAACAGCCCUGUCAAAACUGGCAAUGUAAACAAAUACAAAAUAAGGUAAAAAUCUGUGCAAUUCAUUCAAUUAUUUUUUUCUCGAAAGAAAUAGAAGAAAGCUCUUGAUACUGUUAGGAAACUCAUCAAAUAGAACCAGUCAAGUAAAUCAGCAACAUAAGAAAUAUUUAGCAACUUCUUUGCAAAGAGUAACACAAAUUUACGCGAUCGAACCCAAAACAACUCUAUUAUGGAAGAUAUUGGUCGCAAAGGCAUACGUGUUAAACUGAGUAACACAAACAGGCAGCCAAGAUGACUCCCUACAAUAUCAAUAUUGCUGAAAUGAUGUGCUUCCAAAAUGUCGUGUCGCUGAUGGGAUGUGCAAAAACAUUUGUUGAAUGUUCAUGUUGAGGUUCAGAUAUUGGAGAAAUGUGUAUUGUGACCCUAUUGAUUUUAAAACUUUUAUUCGAUUAAUGAUGUUAUGAUACAAAGUAGACAAUUGACAGUAAGGUUGGCAGCAUGCUGUGAAAUAUUUGUCUAAGAUCAGAGGAACUUAUUAACCACAUUUUCUAGGGCACAGUCGAAGUUAAGAGAGGUUGGCCAAUUAUCAACAACGUGCCUAAGACGUAAAUAUCAAAUGCAUACAUGUAGAUCACAAGAGACUGAUGAAGGUGGAAUCGGUUGAUAUUACUGGCACACCUAAAACACCACAAGUUAAAUAAACAAAAUUAACAUUCUUAGUCUUCAACCCUUAUGCACUCUAUAUCUCUGACCUCUGUUUGUGCUAUGAAAAAGUGACGUUAUCACAAAUAAUCUGUUUUAUAUAAAAAUGUGUAUUUAUGGCAGUGCUAUUGCUUUUUUAAGCUAAACGUUCAGUAACUGAUGAUAAUGACGAUAA
Molecule: messenger RNA, 11115 nt
Organism: Lethenteron reissneri (Far Eastern brook lamprey)
Lineage: Eukaryota; Metazoa; Chordata; Hyperoartia; Petromyzontiformes; Petromyzontidae
Product: interferon-induced very large GTPase 1-like
Molecular function (GO): GTP binding
Source: RefSeq, a predicted model, not a curated record